Molecule: messenger RNA, 1053 nt
Organism: Phymastichus coffea
Lineage: Eukaryota; Metazoa; Arthropoda; Insecta; Hymenoptera; Eulophidae
Gene: MED4
Product: mediator of RNA polymerase II transcription subunit 4
Exons: 2
Coding region: 230-988 (252 amino acids)
Biological process (GO): regulation of transcription by RNA polymerase II
Cellular component (GO): core mediator complex; mediator complex
Molecular function (GO): transcription coregulator activity
Source: RefSeq, a predicted model, not a curated record
CGACAGUGUCAGAACUUUUGCAUUUCAGCUUCAGGUAGUUCAUCUCUUUACUGUGUUUACGUUGCUUGCUACUUUUGUUUCACAAUUGAUUUUUAUUAUAGAAUGCAUGACUGUGAUUUACUAUUCAACGGUGAUAGGUUAUAGUAGUUGUAAAUUUUAUUAUAUUGAUUGAGGAUUGACUGUAGUAUGUAUUGUACAUUGUGUAUAUAGAAAUCGCAGCCAAUAUAAAAUGUCGUCAAGUAGAAGCACAUGUGAUGUAUUGCUGUCUAUAAUAGACGACAUUGAAUUGAUAUCCAAAGAAUUAAUUGAAAAUAUCAUUGCUCAGAAGCAUUUAAAAUUAUCUACUACAGAACAUACACAGUUGAUUGAACUGUUAGUUUCAAAAAAUAAUGAAUUGAAAGCUGUUUUGGUAAAAGCUGAUGAACAAGCCAAAAUAAAUCUCAAGAUGGAAUCCCUUAAAGUGGAGGUAGAUCGUCAAGAUCAAGAGAUUCAGAAUUUACAGAGGCAACUCAAAGAAGCUGAGCAAAUUUUGGCAACUGCCAUUUAUCAAGCAAAGCAGAAGCUCAAGUCUAUAGACAGAGCCAACAAGCGACCGGUGCAUUCAGAAGAGCUGAUCAAAUUUGCUCACAGAAUUAGCGCAUCCAAUGCAAUUUGUGCCCCGCUCACUUGGCAGCAAGGUGAUCAAAGAAGACCUUACCCUACAGACAUAGAAAUGAGACGUGGUUUUCUUGGAAGAAUGAGUGAUAUUCCAUCAAAUGGGCAAAUGAUAGGACCUCAUAUGAAUCUUCCUGGAGAUUUUAACAGGACUGGACACACUGCAGAGCCACUCACAGCUCCAAGUCAGUUUACUUGGCAAGCUUCGGGUGACCUUCAUCUUAAUGUUCCUGGACAAGGACAUGUUCCUAUAAAUACUCACAAACAAGAGGCUGAAGAUGUUGAGGUCAUGUCUACUGACUCUUCAAGCAGCUCCUCCAGCGAUUCACAAUAAAUGAAUCGUUUAUAUUUAGCUUGUAAUUUAUCGUAUUCGUAUUUAAUAAAACGUAAUUUUAUGCU